GUUCAUGUGAUUUAACCAAUGCAAGAAAAUAAUCAAAAUGGACCCAGGCCUUGGAUUUACUCCUUAUAAAACCCCUAAAUCUUCAUUGUAUUUUCGUCUCCACCUUUCCUUUCACUUGUGUAAGUACAAGAUUAAUUUGUGGAAGAAAUGGCCAGUCUCAUAGGGAAACUGGUUACAAAAACAAAAGUUAAAUCCAGUCCGAAUGCAAUUUACGAUAUCUAUGCCCACAAACCAUAUGAACUCAUCAGUGUAGCUCCCGAUGUAUUUCAAAGUUUAGACCUUCUUGAUGGCUUGUGGGGAGUCUUCGGCUGUGUCUUCUCCCUCACCUACGUUGAUGGAGGAAAAAUCCGGACAAUGAAUGUCAAAGUUGCGGCCAUAGACGACGCUAACAAAACAGUGACUUAUAUGAUCAUUGCGGGAGACCUUCUAAGUUUAUACACAACUCUUAGCGCAACCGUCCAGGUUGGCACUGAUCCAGAUGGGAUGAUGAACUUUGUGACUUGGACAUUGGACUACGUGAAGCUUCUGCCGACCUCGCCGGACCCGAUUUCGUUGAUGAACUUGGCCAUCACCGGCGUCGAGGGUAUUGAUGCUAAACUUGCCAACUAGAAGAUAUAUAGCCUUUUGCUUGCUUUCUUUGUACUCUCUCCAUAAUCCUUUGUAAGUGAAGUGUACCGAGUGUACUCAUCGUAUAACUAUUGUUUGCAAAAAUAGAAAAUACUCCCUCCAUAUAUCCUAGAAAAAUAGUUCACGUCCUAUUUUCAAAUUUGCACAAAAAAUAAUACAAAUUUAAAACUCAAUGUGGACUUUUUU
Molecule: messenger RNA, 813 nt
Organism: Oldenlandia corymbosa var. corymbosa
Lineage: Eukaryota; Viridiplantae; Streptophyta; Magnoliopsida; Gentianales; Rubiaceae
Source: the annotation of a GenBank genome assembly